CAUCGCCCAACUCACACUAGACGGCCCAAGCAACAUGCGUCGCACUAAGCCCUCGGGCGCUGGCCUCGGAAAGGCUCUCAUCAACCGCAAGGCCAAGGAGGCUUAUGCACCGAAGGAGUCGCAGUUGUACUCCCUUGACGACAACAACCCGCUGGCUUCGGUCACGCACGAGCGUGACCUUGACGAGUUUCUCGCCAAUGCCGCACUCGCUGACCACGACUUCACAACAGAACGCUCAAAGAUUCGUAUCAUUCAGCAGGUCGGCGGUGUGAUGCCCCAGGCAAACCCGUAUCUCCUCUCAGACGCCGAGGAAAAGCGAGUCGAGAAGAAGCAAGAGGAGGCGCGGAAGGAUCUGCAUGUCCCCCGGCGACCGCCCUGGACGCGUGCGACCACGAGGCAAGAGCUCGAGAAGCAGGAGCGCGAGUCCUUCCUGGACUGGCGCCGGCAGCUCGCUCACCUCGCUGAGGACAGCUCUUUACUGCUCACUCCUUUCGAGCGCAACAUCCAGCUUUGGCGACAGCUGUGGCGUGUCAUUGAGCGGUCGCAUCUCGUUGUUCAGAUUGUCGACGCACGGAACCCCCUCGGCUUCCGCUGUGCCGAUCUCGAGGAGUACGUGCUCGACGUAGGCAGUGAAGAGAUGGGUGACGAGACGACCGUCCCAGGCAAGGGCAAGCGACGAAACUUGCUACUCAUCAACAAGUCGGAUUUGCUCACGUACGAGCAGCGCUGCAUGUGGGCCGACCACUUUGAGAAGAUUGGCAUCAAGUAUGCGUUCUUCUCUGCGGUGGCUGCGGCGGCUGCCCAGGAGGAGCUUGAUGCGCAGGAGCGGCGCGAGGAGGAUUCGGAUUACGGAUCCGAGGACGACUCGGCGUCUGAGGCGGACGAGGAGGACAAGGAGGCCGAGGACAAUGGGGUGACUGAGGACGACGAGGACUACGUCACCGAAAGCGAUGAGGAGCCCAUCUCCAAGAACAAGGGCAAGCAGCGCGCUACCGUGGAGGACGAGGAUAUCGCCGAGGACGUCGCUGAGGCUCUGAAACAGACAACACUCGAGGAAGCCAAGCAGCAGAAACCCGCGGGGCCGGCUCAACCAGAAUCUGACCGCACGCGCGUGCUGUCUGUCGCAGAACUUGAACACUUGUUCAUCUCCUCGGCGCCGCCCCUUUCCGACUUUGCCACCGAGCGUGAUCCCAACCCAUCCAAACUCAUGAUCGGUCUGGUCGGCUACCCGAACGUCGGCAAGUCUUCCACGAUCAACGCCCUCAUCGGCGCCAAGAAGGUUUCAGUCUCGGCGACGCCAGGAAAGACGAAGCACUUCCAGACGCUCGUGCUCACUGAGGAUAUCACGCUCUGCGACUGCCCCGGUCUCGUUUUCCCUCAGUUCGCCAACACGCAGGCCGACCUCGUGUGUGACGGUGUGCUGCCUAUCGACCAGAUGCGCGAGUACUCGGCACCCGUUGACCUGGUUUGUCGCCGCAUACCCCGUGCCAUUCUCGAAGGGACUUACGGCAUUCGCAUCGACGUGAAGGAGAUCGAGGACGGCGGCACUGGCAAGGUCGGAUGGGAGGAGCUGCUGAGCGCAUACGCUAUCGCCCGUGGUAUGACUCGCUCCUCAUUCGGUAUGCCGGACACCUCGCGCGCGGCUCGCUACGUCCUCAAGGACUACGUCAACGCUAAGCUUCUCUACGCGCGCCCGCCACCUGGCAUUGACUCGGACGAGUUCAUGUCCACUUCCCACCAGCGUACCCUCGAGGCACUCGCGGCUCAGUACGCGGCCGGCCGCAAGAUGCAGCCCGAGACACACGUUCGCCGCAACGCCGACACGUUCAUUGCGCCCUCAGGCGCCUCCACCGCUGCGUCCGCCACCAUGGAGGACGAGCGGCAGGAGCGUGAGCGCGCUCCGACCGUCAAGAGUGUGCGCCAGUCCGCCGCCACGGCGCCAAUGCGUAGCGGCAAGGUGCGCGCGGCCGCACUCGACAACUACUUCUUCACCGAGUCGGGGCCUGCCCCGCGCCCCGUCGUCAAGGGCCGCUCGCAGGGCGCAGCGGACGCCAGUGAGGGCGGGCUCGGCUUCAGCCGCGCGAUUAUUGCGCCGCACCAGCGUCGCCUUGGGCCUGACGGUAUGCCCCUGCUCGACGAAGGGCCCGUGCGAGUGCGCAACAACGGCAAGAAGCACUACAAAAUCAAGGAGGGCAAGAAGCGUAGCGGGCGAGGCUACGACUAAGCCUGGUGCGUGGGACAUAGACAGAGGGGCUCUGAUGUGGGAGUGAUUUGAUCACAUAUGUCAUUGCCGAUGUUGCAGUCUGUCGUGCGGGAUCGAGCCACCUGUAUACGAUAUUCACAGACGAUCGAGCUACCUGUAUAUCAACGACAAGAGAGAACAGCUUAGUGGAAAACUAACGGCCUGUUAACAUGUCCAAGUCAGCUUGUCUGGAUGGACUGUGCACGGGC
This is a messenger RNA of Cutaneotrichosporon oleaginosum, 2451 nucleotides long. The record is from RefSeq and is a predicted model, not a curated record. NCBI's taxonomy places the organism in Eukaryota, Fungi, Basidiomycota, Tremellomycetes, Trichosporonales, Trichosporonaceae.